Verruconis gallopava is the source of this 2669-nucleotide messenger RNA. RefSeq lists its product as hypothetical. The record is from RefSeq and is a predicted model, not a curated record. The transcript is spliced from 7 exons. Bases 840 to 1676 code for a protein of 278 amino acids. Gene Ontology annotation, molecular function: methyltransferase activity. NCBI's taxonomy places the organism in Eukaryota, Fungi, Ascomycota, Dothideomycetes, Venturiales, Sympoventuriaceae.
AGCUGAGUCUUUCUGCGCUCUUCGACUUUAAAUAUUUGAUUCUUGACCGUCCCCUGGCUUCUCCCGUGCCACCCUCGCUCUUUGAACUUCGCCCCCGUCCGGCUCGCACUGACAGACGACCGUGUUGUCGGUAACCCAACCAUUUGCAGACUCCACUGCUAAGUGCGACCCUCAGCGCCGUCUCAUGACCUGCUGGCAGCUAUAAGCAGGCCCUGGUACUCGACUUUCCCGAAACUUUUCCUCCAGACCUUUCCAAGCUCCAAUUCCUUUCCACACGCCUCGCCAGUGUGCGUUGCCAAACCGCUUUUCGGGCCAGAUGGUUACGAUGGCUUCGAACGGGUGAGUAUUCCGCACUCGGCUGCACACCGACGCUCGUUCGCCAUUUGGCUGCGGCGGCAGCAGCGCGAGCAACAAACACCACGAACCACUCCCGUUUGACAGGCGACGGGCGGCGGGCCGGAUGUUUUCCAUACGCUCUUCUCUCGCUCCUGUCACCCACUCUCUACCUAUCUCCCUCUCUCGCUCGCGCACAUAUGCACACACUACACCUGCACCCACUCACCCACCCUCUCUUACGCUCUCUCUCCUUUCCCUCUCCUUCACAUACACGCACAGACACAUCAGAGCACACAAAGUCCUCCCGCUCUCAGCACAGACACCACUUACCACCCCUCGUCCUCCGCACCCUGCACCCUUCGGCCUGCCAGACGAGGUGAUCGAAGCACGCGGAACUUCAGGGCUGACUCGACUCUCUUCUUGCUCGCAGGUUGGCAGUACCGGCGGCACAGAAUUAUGUGGAGAAUGGACGACUCUAUCACGGCUUUCGGCGGGGCGUCUACAUGUAUCCUUGCGACGAGGAGGAGAAGGAUCGUAUGGACAUUUACCAUAAAAUCUUUGAGGUUGCACGAAGAGGACAACUGCAUCAGGCGCCCAUCUACGUAAACCCUCACGAUCCUCCACGCAUACUCGAUCUUGGAUGCGGAACAGGGAUUUGGGCAAUCGACAUGGCCGAUAAAUAUCAGACUGCUGAGGUCGUAGGACUUGAUCUUGUCAAUAUCCAGCCCGAGAAAAUCCCACCUAAUCUGCGAUUUCGCGUCCCGCGCGACUUCGAAAGCCACGUGUGGAGUCUCGGUGAAGAUUCUUGGGAUUUGAUACAUUUGCAGCAGGCCAGUGGCAGCGUGUCUAGUUGGCCAGAGUUGUACCAGAAGAUUUUUCAGCACCUGAAGCCGGGCAUUGGCUGGAUAGAACAAGUCGAAAUCGAUCUUGAGCCCCGCUGCGACGACGGAACUUUGCCGAGCAAUUCGUAUCUCGUGCAAUGGUAUAACUAUCUCGCAGACGCAACGCAAAGAGCUGAUCGUCCAAUUGCGUAUCAACACACCACGAGACAGAUGCUGCAGGCCGCCGGCUUCAUUGAUAUCCAGGAAACUAUUAUCAGAGCCCCUCUGAAUGGCUGGCCUUCAGAUCCACAUCAGAAAACCAUUGGUCGCUGGUACAACCUCGGCCUGACAGAUGGAAUUGACGCGCUCAGCUUAGCACCAUUCACUCGAGUCAAUCGAUGGAGCGCGGAAGAACACGUUCGACCGCUGGUGAAGGAGGUCAAGAAGGAGAUCUCAAAGUCAAAGUUUCAUGCUUACAACAACAUUCACAUAUGGACUGCCAGAAGACCGGUGCAAUGAUUGUAGGAGUGGAGCUCUGCAGGCGCAUGUUACUCCCCCUCUGAUCGUGCACCGUCCAAUAUCAUUCAUCUCUCACUAACGCCUUUGUGGCUAACGUGAAUCGCUCAAUGGCAUUGCUACCAUUGCGCACGAACCGAAACCUACCUAACUUCUCUCACCCACGCAGACUCCAAUACACCGCACGAUCUUCCUCCCUCCUUCUUUCUCUCAGACAGACAAAGACUACGCAGACCGACAGUGAAACACGCGGAUCCAACUGACAGCAAUCCUAAUCACCUCUAAACAUGCGUAAGGUACGCGUAAUACGGCGACACGGCUAUAUCCCUACCAAGUCUAGACCUUGGUUUUUUUACCCCCGACUGGCGGUACUCAUCCUUCGUAACGUAGGUUGUCUAAGUAUGGACUAUUUCGUAGAUCGACCGGCGGGCAAAGCUUUGGUGCAGCAGCCUUUGCUCAACGCGGGACGUUGCUCAACAAAGGAUGAUUUGACGACAGACCAUUUUCCCGCGAAAGGAGGAUGCUAGUUCAUCUAUUCUAUUUCUAGUCUUGGUUUUCUUUCUUGUGAAUUCUGAGAGAGCUCAACUGGACAUCAAAAUAGGGCGGGUGGUCUAUCAUGAGCUUCAUAUUUGGCGUUUGAAUUGUGGGCAUCUGUUAGCUCCGAUACCAUGUACAGCAACAGGUUGGAAGAGGUAGCACCAGGCAUGGGUGGGCGCUCGUACAGCGAGUCUCUCGCCUUUUUUUUGAAUUUAAAUGCACAUGAAUUAUUACAACGCUGAUACGAAUGCACGUACCGCGUCAUGAGCCACUUGGCACGACGAGAAACUGGGGAAGAUGAACGUGCGUAGGUGCAAUGAGCGUACGUCAGGAAUGCAACCUGAUCAUGGGUUGUCAUCGUAAUCUUUGGCGAGGACGCCGGAUCAUGCUUGGAAGGCUUUUGAGAGGGCAGCAGGGACUGUUCAGCUCCCCAUGAGGCAUGUACCAAAGUCACAUUCC